AUGGACGUCGACGCGGCUUCCUUCCCCCACCACCUGCUGGGUCUCAUGGUAAAUAUCUCAGAGGCCGACUUCGUAUCCUUUGAUUUGGAGCUAUCAGGCAUCCCUUCGCGGAUACAGGACAAACCUGCACGUGGCUCCGGACGCUUGACCUUGGAAGAGCGCUAUGCCGAGACUAAGAUGGGAGCGGACCGUUACCAGAUCCUACAAGUAGGCAUCACGUGUGCCAGAUUCGACUACAUUGCCGACAAAUAUGUUUUGCGGCCUUACAACAUCAGCAUCAGUCCAUUACUCGACGAGCGACUGGACUUCGAGCGCGAAGUCAGAUUUCAAACUGGCGCCUGCACAUUUCUCCUCAACAAUGGCUUCGACUUGGGCGCUCCUUUCGCAAAGGGCGUGCAGUAUCUCUCACGAGAAGAGGCCGAGCGAGCGAAGCAGAUGGCAUGGGAUCGCCUGGACAACAAGAACCCCAUUCCUGAUCUUCAACUCAAGGAGGAGGACGUUGAGUCGCUUGACUUUAUGCGCCGUAUCAGGGAGGCCAUCAAGACGUGGAAGACCAGUAAGGCUUUGCAUUUGGACGUGACAACCCAUACCGGCCUUCCUGAUAAGCCUGCCAUGCCUGUCAUCACCCGAUUCGAAAAACGCCUCGUACAUCAGCUUGUCCGCGCCGAAUUUCCAGAAUUGGUCACCAUAGGCCGCUCAGAAUGUGUUCGCAUUGUCGACUUGGAUCCGGUGCGCGAGGCAGACAACAUGCGCAGAAUCAAGAACCGCGUCAGGGAAUCCAUAGUUCGCCAAACAGGCUUUCGUUGGGUCUUCGAGGCUCUUGUCAAGGGUGGUGCUGUCGAUCGUGCAGAUCUGCUGUACGUUGCACGCACUACAGGUAUGCCAAUGACAGCCGACAUGUACGCCAUACGAGACAGAUACGACAGGGCUGUAGAGAGGCUCAAGACUAAACAGCCUGUACUCGUCGGUCACAACAUGUUCACCGACAUCGUCUAUCUAUACCGCACUUUUGUUGGACAACUACCAGACACGCUGCAAGGCUUCCAGGACGCCAUCCAUGGACUAUUUCCCAAGAUUAUAGACACAAAGUACCUAGCUACGCAUGCUGAAGGUGACCUCAACGCCUCGCCUACGCUACAAGACAUCGCAAUGCGUCUCAACACUCAGCCUCUGCCACACAUCAUCACUCACGCCGACUACCCCAAGUACCAGGAUACUGAAGCUUUCCACGAAGCCGGGUACGAUAGCCUCUUGACCGCUACAAUCAUGAUCAAGCUGGCGGCUAAACUUGGUGCUGAACGUGGAGAGGAGGUACCCGCGCCGUUGUCGGGUAUUCCUCUGGGCAAAUCUAAAACUUCAACGCCCGAACCCAACCCGACCAUUUCAGACGAAAUCAAAACGCCAGCUGAAGACUCUGCAGAAUACAUCGAGGACAUGGUGAAGGAUGGACGCGAAAAAGUGCAGAAGCCAGUGCCGCUCCCACCAGUCGAAAAACCAAAGCCUGCGAAAGCGAACAAGCGCACGCAGAACAAAAAAGGUGGCAAAAAGAACAAGGAAACAGAGCAACGACGGUUCGAAACAAGAAACAUGUUCGACAGUCUUCGAGAAAUGACGCUGAACCCCGAAACUGGCUCAUCUUCCAACGAAGACGAGCCUCGCCAUGACAGCCAUAUCCAGGACAAUCAGUCAGCCACGUGGGACAAGCAGGCAGAAGCUACCGGAUCAUGGGAAAAUGAUGUACAUGUCCAGGAUAAGACAGGCUGGGUGCCUGUGGAACAGGUCAAACGACAGUCGGGGGAGCUCAUUCCCGCCUUCAACUCAAAAUUUUGGUGCGAAUUUGGGAAUACCCUGCGUGUCUUCGGUACGGAAGAAGCUGUGCUGAAAAUUGCGGAUUGGGAAGAUUAA
Molecule: messenger RNA, 1905 nt
Organism: Pyrenophora tritici-repentis Pt-1C-BFP
Lineage: Eukaryota; Fungi; Ascomycota; Dothideomycetes; Pleosporales; Pleosporaceae
Product: CAF1 family ribonuclease
Biological process (GO): nuclear-transcribed mRNA poly(A) tail shortening
Cellular component (GO): cytoplasm
Molecular function (GO): poly(A)-specific ribonuclease activity; RNA binding
Source: RefSeq, a predicted model, not a curated record